This is a messenger RNA of Neohortaea acidophila, 1491 nucleotides long. Its product is annotated as laccase II. The transcript is spliced from 2 exons. NCBI's taxonomy places the organism in Eukaryota, Fungi, Ascomycota, Dothideomycetes, Mycosphaerellales, Teratosphaeriaceae. Gene Ontology annotation, molecular function: oxidoreductase activity; copper ion binding. The record is from RefSeq and is a predicted model, not a curated record. The coding region runs from base 1 to 1491 and encodes 496 amino acids.
AUGGCUUUCUUGAUCAACAACCAGUUCCCCGGCCCGAUGAUCAAGGCCAACUGGGGUGAUACCGUUGUUGUCAAGCUCACCAACCUCCUGCCUAACUCCAUCGACAACGGCACGUCGCUCCACUUCCACGGUGUCCGCCAGAACGGCACGAACGAGUACGAUGGUGUCAGCUCCAUCACCCAGUGCCCUCUUGCUCCCGGUGACACCAUGACCUACACAUGGCGCGCGACCAGCUACGGCUCGUCUUGGUGGCACUCUCACUUCUCCCUCCAGACCUACGAGGGUAUGUUCGGUCCCCUCGUCAUUGAGGGCCCCUCGACCCUUUCCUACGAUGAGGAGCAGUUCGUUAUCCUCCAGGACUGGAACCACGCCACCGCCGACUCCCUCUUCGAUGACUCUCAGGUCGUCGUUCCCGGCGUUCGCGGCGGUGGGCUCACUCUCGACACUGGUCUGAUCAACGGCAAGAACGUGUGGGGCAACGGCGGCGAGUACUGGUCCAUGACCGUCACCCCGGGCAAGAGCUACCGUCUGCGCGUCCUCAACGCCGCCAUCCAGUCGACGUUCAAGUUCCACAUUGACGGCCACUCCUUCCAGGUUAUCGCCAUGGACUUUGUGCCCAUCCACCCGUACACCACCGACAUUGUCAGCGUCAACAUCGGCCAACGCUACGACCUGAUCCUGACCGCCAACCAGGCGCCCGCCAACUACUGGAUCCGCUCGGACAACCAGCAGCCCUGCGGCCAGCUCGAGCAGCCCAACGUCCAGGCCAUCCUCAACUACGAGGGCGUCAAGUUCGCCACGCCCACCACCACCGGCCUGAACUACCAACCCGACUGCUUGGACGAGCCCUCGGCCAGCCUGGUGCCCUACCUCGCGCAGAACGCAGGCGCGCAGAGCGCCGGCGAGUUCGUCGAGACGUCCAUCAUCGCCGCCAACGGCGCCGUGCCCAACCUCUACAAGUGGACUCUCUCCGGCUCGACCUUCCAGGCCAACUGGAACGACCCCACGCUCUUCAGCAUCUGGUACGAUGGCGAUGUGCCGCAGUACGGCGGCGACCUGACCGUCGAGCUCCCCAACGCCGGCGAAUGGGUCUACUUCGUCAUCGACUCGCCCAUGCCCCUGCCCCACCCCAUCCAUCUCCACGGCCACGACUUCUUCCUCCUCGCCUCCGGCGUCGGCACCUACUCCGCAGACGUGCCUCUCCAGCUCACCAACCCGCCGCGCCGUGACGUCGCCGUCAUGCCCGCCGACCCGCUCACUGGCUCCGGUGGCUACCUCGUCGUCGCCUACCAGGUCAGCAACCCGGGUGUCUGGCUCAUGCACUGCCACAUUGGCUGGCACAACACGAUGGGCUUCGCGCUCCAGAUUGUCGAGAUGAUCGACUCGAUCAAGAUCGAGAAUACCUGCCAGCUGCAGGAGACGUGCGUGAACUGGCUCAACUACGCCAACGCCAACUCCAUCUUCGACGCGCCCUUCGACGACGGUGUAUAA